AUCCUGAUUCAAACAGACCAACUCUAAAUCCAAAACUAGAAUUUAAACUGUAGCAACCGCACAUCGAGACCCAGGUGUUUGCUGUGAGCCAUGAGAGGGUUUAGCAUUGUGUCCAUCUGGGUCCUCACCCUCCUGCUGUUGCUGAAGAGCUCAUCAUGUGCCGGUGACUCUGGUGUUGUGAAUCCCUGUUGCUAUUACCCUUGUCAGAACUCAGGAGUCUGUGUGAGAUUUGGUGCAGAUCGCUAUGAAUGUGACUGCACCCGCACUGGCUUCUAUGGGGAAAACUGCAGUUUUCCGGAGGUCUGGACCAGAGUUGGUCUCAUGCUGAAACCCAACCCCAGCAUCAUUCACUUCUUCCUCACCCACUUCCACUGGUUCUGGGACCUCGUCAAUAACUCCUUCUUGCGAGACACAAUGAUGAAACUGGUGCUCACAGCCAGAACCAACUUUAUUCCAAGCCUUCCGACCUACAACACCAAGUAUGGAUAUCUGAACUGGGAAUCAUACUACAACCUCACUUAUUACACCAGGAUCCUGCCUCCUGUACCUGAAGACUGUCCUUUGCCCAUGGGAACUAAAGGCAAACCUCUUCUUCCUGAUCCCAAAUUGUUGGCUGAGCGUUUCUUUAAGAGAACCAGAUUUCGUCCAGAACCUCAGGGAACGAAUCUGAUGUUUGCUUUCAUGGCCCAGCACUUCACUCAUCAGUUUUUCAAGACAAACCAUGAAGUCGGAAGGGCCUUCACCAAGGCUUUGGGACAUGGGGUAGAUGCUGGACAUAUCUAUGGAGACAACCUCAUGCGACAGCUUCAACUCCGACUUCACAAAGAUGGAAAGCUGAAAUAUCAGUUAAUUAAAGGUGAGAUGUACCCCCCUACAGUAUCUGAGGUUCCUGUGCAAAUGGUGUAUCCUAAAGGUUUCCCUCCAGAGCAGCGUCUAGUCAUUGGUCAUGAGUUGUUUGGCAUCCUGCCGGGUCUCACCAUGUAUGCCACCAUAUGGCUCAGGGAGCAUAACAGAGUCUGUGACAUCUUGAAGGCAGAGCAUCCCACCUGGGAUGAUGAGCAGCUUUUCCAGACUGCCAGACUCAUUAUUAUUGGGGAGACAAUCUGCAUUAUAAUCGAAGAGUACGUGCAGCAGCUGAGUGGAUACCUGCUAAAGCUGAAGUUCGAUCCCUCCCUGCUCUUCAAUGCGCGCUUCCAGUACAGCAACCGCAUCGCUCUCGAGUUUAGCCACCUCUACCACUGGCACCCGCUGAUGCCUGACAGCUUUUUAAUCGAUGGACAUGAUGUCCCGUAUUCUCAGUUUAUUUACAACGCCUCCCUCCUCAUGCAUUACGGAGUGGAGAAACUGGUGGAUUCCUUCUCUCGACAGCCUGCGGGUCAGAUAGGUGGUGGCCACAAUUCUCAUGAAAACCUCCUCACAGUCUCAGAAAUGGUCAUCAGAGAGUCUAGAGCAGUACGUGUGCAGCCUUUUAAUGAGUACAGGAAGAAGUUUAAUCUCAAGCCAUACACCUCUUUUUAUGAAUUUACUGAUGACGUAGAAAUGGCCAGAGGUUUAGAGGAACUCUAUGGUGACAUAGAUGCUUUAGAGCUUUACCCCGGCCUCAUGCUGGAGAAAGCACGUCCUAACGCCAUAUUUGGUGAGAGUAUGGUGGAGAUGGGUGCUCCCUUCUCUCUGAAAGGCCUGCUGGGAAACCCCAUCUGCUCUCCUGAGUACUGGAAGCCCAGCACCUUUGGAGGAGAGACAGGCUUCAAUAUCGUCAAAACGGCUACUUUGAAGAAACUGGUGUGCCUCAACACUAAGUGGUGUCCAUACGUGGACUUCCAUGUUCCACGAAAUGAGGAGGAAGCAAAACCAAGGAAACUGUCCACUGAACUUUGAAUUACUAAUUGGCCUAAUGAGUUUGUUGUUUUCCAAGAGCCUAUCCCCUUUCUGUGGUAGAUAACAUUAUUUUCAAAAGCGUCCUAAAUUAUCGUUGUAGUUCUGUAACUCUGAUGUAACUCUAUUUAGUAACUUCUGUUCCUACAUUCCUACAUGCGUGUCACCAGUGGUGGAAACACAAGCACAGUUAGUCAAGUGCUAUACGUCUCCUAAAAGUAUAAGUUCUUUUUGAGGUACUGUAUUACUUGAGUAUUUCCAUUUCCUGCUACUUUAUACUUCCACUCCACUACAUUUCAGAGGGAAAUGUUGUACUUUGUACUUUAUUUGAGAGAUAUAGUUAUUAGUCACUUAUAACAAUUUAAGAUUUCACAUACAAAACAUUUGAUCACUUUAUAAAACAUGAUGCAAAAACUGUUUAAACUACCAAACACUAUAGUAGUAGUAGUAGUAAAGAAUUUGCUCCACCACGACCAGGUACAACCUGUUGUAACAAAUCAAUAAUAUAUAAUAAUCACUGACAUGGGCCAUUAACAAGUACUUUAACUUUUGAUACUUUGAGUCCAUAUAGCUGAUUAUGCUUCUGUACUUUUUUGUAAAAUAUUGAAUGCAGGACUUUUACUCGUAAUAAAGUAUUUUUGUUUCAGUUUGGUUGACAUUAAGUCUCAAAGAGCUGUUCCUAAAUGAAAUAUUGUGAUUAAAAAAAAAAGAUAUACCUAUCCAUCUGAAAAACUAGUAGCCUGUUUGAGUACCAUGUGAACUGAUUACUGAGUAGACACUGAAACAGGAUCUGGAGUGAUGAGGUUUGGAGCAUAUCGUUAUAGUUAGAGCUUUUGAUAAGGGGCAGUAAUUUACAUUUUUGACAUAAAGCAUUUCUUCAUCUACUAAAGAUGCUUUAUAUCAAAAAUAAGGUUCACAGGCCAUGUCUGAGUUAUAUGCAAAAAUAUCACCAAGGACUUUGGUUGUAUUGUCUAAAUUUUUAUUGAUACAGCCCCGCUUACUUUCCUUUGGUUUCAAAAAAGGUGUUAACAGUCAAGUAGCUUGAUAUGAGAGAAUGAGGAUGUCACUGAAACACGGCAUGCACAUAAAAAUUAUAAAAAAUGCAAUAUUUUGUGACAAAGUAAAAUGUCCUUGGCUGUUUCACUAAAGUCAAAUACUGUACAACACAUUGAAGUCUUAAUGUACUUGAACUAGCCCAUAACAAAUAACACAAUAUGCAUCACAGUGAAACAUGAUUCCUAUAUAAGUAAUAAUAAAUUUAAUACUACACAUGUA
Molecule: messenger RNA, 3150 nt
Organism: Siniperca chuatsi (mandarin fish)
Lineage: Eukaryota; Metazoa; Chordata; Actinopteri; Centrarchiformes; Sinipercidae
Product: prostaglandin G/H synthase 1-like
Exons: 11
Coding region: 91-1878 (595 amino acids)
Biological process (GO): cyclooxygenase pathway; response to oxidative stress
Cellular component (GO): cytoplasm; neuron projection
Molecular function (GO): heme binding; oxidoreductase activity, acting on single donors with incorporation of molecular oxygen, incorporation of two atoms of oxygen; prostaglandin-endoperoxide synthase activity
Source: RefSeq, a predicted model, not a curated record